Molecule: messenger RNA, 9330 nt
Organism: Heterostelium album PN500
Lineage: Eukaryota; Evosea; Eumycetozoa; Acytosteliales; Acytosteliaceae
Gene: lvsB
Product: PH and BEACH domain-containing protein
Exons: 8
Coding region: 1-9330 (3109 amino acids)
Molecular function (GO): protein binding
Source: RefSeq, a predicted model, not a curated record
AUGGGACUUGGCAACGAUUUGAAUACACUAAACAAUUUUCGAUCAUCAUCACAAUGGUCACCAACAUUAAAUAGUAGCAUGUCAAUACCUCCACCACCUUUUCAACUUGAACAACAACAGCAACAGCAACAGCAGCAGCAACAACAACAACAAAGUCCAAUAUUUGUAAAUGAACAACAGCAACAACAACAACAACAACAGAAUCCAUUAAGUUUUAAUCAAGAAUUAACAAAUAGUUUUGAACAGCAAUUACUUUUACAACAACAGCAACAACAGCAACAACAGCAGCAGCAUCAACAACAGUUUCCAAGAUCAACAAAUGAAUUAUCACCAACAGUAAAUGUUAGUUAUCAUAUAUUAAAGAUUUUAGGAAAUAUUUUGAAGGAUAAAGUUAAUCUACAAGAGUUUUUACGAUCGUCUGACUCGAUUUCAAUGUUAAUCGAAACAUUUACAUUCCAAUCAGGCGAUCCUACAUUCUCACCACUCAUUCCAAGUCAACUAGUAAGAACAUUCGCACAAAUCAUGUCAAGUUGUUGUCAUUCAUUAGAUUCAAUGAGUUUAAUACAUGAUAAAAAAUUGAUUGAGUUACUAUUAAAUGUAUUAGGUGAACAAGAAAGACAGACAAUUAAACUACCGGUUUCGACAAUCAUUGAGUUAUCACAGGUUAUUGUAUAUACUGUAAAGAGUUCUUCAAGAUUGAUGGUAUUGCUACACGACGAUUUCGAUGCCAACAAUGGUUAUUCUAUUCUUUUAAACACAUUCAUCUAUAUCGCAGACUAUGGCAGUUUGAAGAACAAACUAGACAUAAUCAACGUUGCAUGCAAUCUCCUCUUUGUACCCGUCCGAAAAGAAUUAUACUUGGAUCACCCCAAUAAUAAUAGUCCACAAGAUUCAAUUUAUCAACCAAAUAAUAUAGCCAAGACAUCGUUGAAAGUUUUCAAUAUUUUUAUCAAUGUAUUUUCAAUCACGAAUUCAGAGGAGAUGAAAACAGAGUUGUUGAAAUGUAUAAAGGGAAUAUUCUAUAUGAGUUUGACACUCUCGCUGGAACAACAGAGCAAUGGAUCACAAGACAACUUUGACUUGAUCAACGGCAGCAGUGAAGAUAGUAUUGGGGUGUUCCACAAGCUCGAGCCAUUCAAGAUAUUCUUUUCGCAAUUCGAGCAUCUCAACCUGUCGAAUCGAAAGUUGAUUCUCGAGAUGAUGGAUGAAAUGCUCGCAAAGAAUCAGAUCAAGGAGCUGGAGAUAAAGUUCUAUGUGACGCUGCUCGAGUGUAAGAUGCCCUCGACAGUGCUGUUGUCCAACCACAUACAAUCGCUCUUUGUUGAAUCGGGUGGAUUGCGACUUCUCUACAAACUACUGCCCGACGAAUAUCUCAUUCAACAAUCGCUACAGGUAAUCUCGACACUUGCAAUUGGCGAUCUUCGUAUCGAAUCGAAAAUCAUUACCGACCUAGUUGAAGUACUCCAAUCGAAUGGAGGAGCAACUACUCUUGAUUCCAAAAUAUUCUGGCAGCAAUGUGUUAUAUAUUUCAUAAGAAUUACAAUGCAAAGAGUUCAUUUAUUUCUGCGGGUGGAUUCACUUGGUGUGUCUCCAUACUGGAUGGAAUCAGUCGAUGUUAAUAUGACUUCCAAUAGUAUGAUGAUGAAUGGCAAUGGAUCGGCAGUGGGCGGUAGCGUAGGUGGACCGGGCAGUGGCAACUCCAAGUACAAAUCAAAGACUACCAACAAUGAGAUAUUCUUCUUCCUCAAGGUGCUGAUUGACACCCUCUCAGCGGUAAUGAAGAGUAAUCCCGACAAUCAAAAGUAUUUCCGAGAGGAAAUUCAGUUUUCAACUCUCUCCAAUACACUUGGUGGCUGUGGUUACAUGGAGGGAGUCUACUCUGCAUCGCUCUGUGACAGUUUACUCAAUAUGGCGGUCAGUGGAAGUUGGCCACCUUCAUGCGAGCAACAUUCUCUCGAGGAAGGUUCUCUCCUCUCUGUUUAUUCGCCAAUCUCCAGUUUCUUCCCAACCAACUCAUCGUUCUCCUCAAAAGAUUUUAGUAUUGCAAUAGCCAACAAGAAUCAACAGAAUAACAACAACAACAACAGCAACAAUAAUAAUAACAAUGGUAAUUCGAUUAUUAUUGUACAACCACAACCACAAACACAACAAUUAUCAGAUUCUCUUGAUAGAAGUAGUGAUUCUAUUGAUAGUCCAUUGUUGGUGAAUGCUCAUAUGGCUAAUGCUUUGGCGUCGCCAGUCAGAAGAGGACGCUCCUAUACCAAUGAUUUCGAGCGUCCGACUCUAUCGACUACACCUCCACCCAUUCCAACCUAUACAUCGUUGGACUUGGCGACAGAGGUGAGAAUAAGUGGUGCUCCACAGAUCCACUCGACUUCGCGACUCCCAGAGAAGAGUUCACUUGCUUUGGCACAGGAGCGCUACUUCCAUUGUCAGCAAUGCCGUGAUUCACUCACGAUUGAGAAUCCCGAGAUUUUCAAACUGAUCAUCCGACUGAUGGGUGGAACCGAAGAGCAGAUUCAAAAGAUGGAGUCAAAGUCAUCGUGCUACAUCCUCAAGGAAAUCAUCUUCCUUGCCAACUGUUCGUUGUUCAACACUAAAACACUGUCGUCAUUGCUGAUUGAUAUCGUCGAUUAUUUCAAACCGCUGUUGAUCAAUAACAGUACUCAUUUGUUUGGCGGAAAGAAAGAGCAAUUGAAACCACUACUACUCGAACUCAUACAGUGUUUGGCCGGUCACAAUCUAACACUCCAAGAGUUCCGCAAAUACUUCCAGCUGCUCCGUGUCAAAGACUACCCAAUCGACUUGCUAAACCUCCUCGUCAAAGUAUCGAACCGUGAUAACCUCCCAACCUACUAUGCUGAGAUGUCAAAGUCAUCACUGGAAUGCAUUGACAUUCCUGGCUAUGGAGAACGUACUUGGCCACCACUCAAAGGUUUCGAUAAACAACCUAUAUUUUUAUAUAGUAUGGAAGGUGUGGUAGUUGGUUUCAAGGAUAAGACUUGUGAAUUUCAGAUAUUGUUGGACAAUGGAAUUGUGUCGUACAGAAUCAUUCAGAGUGGUGCCACUAUGGAGCAACAUACAUUUUCGGAAUUCUUUUUCCAUCCCGAUACUUUCUAUCACUUGUGCUUGACUCACACUGGAAUGAAUACACCUGGUGCCAGUACUCCUCAGAAAAAGACACACGUCAAGAUGUAUGUCAAUGGCUGUUUGCGCAGUCAAUUUGGAUUCACCUAUCCAAAGACUCAGAUGAUGUCGUUGUUUGUUAGAUUCGGUGGUUCCAACGCCGCCGUCCCAUUCAAAGAUUUCUAUAACAUAACCAACUGGCAUCUUGGAAAUGCCUAUAUCUUUGAGGAUCUUCCAACGGACAAGGAGAUAUUCUAUCUCUACCUGCUGGGACCGGAUCAUUACCGUGGACUGAAAGUCGAUAUCACUUCGGUUGAGAACAUUCAACCGCCAAUGGACAAACACACUAAAUUGCAUCCAAUUCUGAUUGAACAUCUUCAUACACCAACCGUUGCACAUCUUCAUUCGCUGCACGAUAAAAUACUAUCGAUUCUCUCUGCCAAGUGUCUACGUGUGACCAAAGCGCAUCGCAUUAUGAAUAACAAGUCUGAGGCAAUCACUCACGUCUCUGCACAACCACAGCAAUCGAGUGACAGUCUGUCAUUCCUCAAGCGAUCUUCAUCUAUUCGCGAUAGUAUGACUAGCGGAACGGAUCCGUCUCGCUCCAUGACAAUGACUGCCAGCACAUCGUCAUUGCUGUCGUCAAGUUCCAGUCGUGGACUUAUUCGUCGUGAUAGUCGAUCGACCUUUGGUGGUGAACAUCACCAUCAUCAAUCGAUGGAUAUGAAUACGACUCAAUCGAUCAUGUCGACAUCGGCCAUGUCAACGAUAGCCAGUGUGGUAGGAGGUGCCAUCGCACCUGUUAAAGUCAACAACAUCCAACAACUCUCUGCCAACUAUGUAUCGCUGCUUCAAACCGGACUUCCAAGUCCGUUGCCUCCAGGCGUUAUCUGUCAGCGUGGAAUCAAAGAUCAAGUUGCAGACACUGGUGGUGUCAGUGUCAUUAUCUACCUAAUGGCGAUAUCACAGGACAAGGAGUUCCAACGAUCCAGUCUGCGACUUCUUCAAUCGGUGGUUGCCAACCACCAGCAGAAUACGAUGGACAUGAAAGAGAUCUAUGGAUAUCAAAUGGUAAGCCAUCUCAUCCGCAAAAAGAGAUGGCCAUUGGAUGAAGGACUACUCUCCAUUCUCUUUUCUUUUGUAGGUGUACAAUCCACUCGUACCUCCAGUCAUUUCAUCAACGGUGUAGUUCAAAAUGUUUUGGCUUUGAAACACUUUUUAUUGGAGUGGGACAUAUGGCGUCGUGCUUCACUUGUCGACCAAAAGAAGUUGUUUGAAUCUCUCGAUAAGUUGGUGUCUGGAUUGCAUGAGAAUCAUGAUUUCAACAUAAUCAAAUUCCGACAAGCCGAUGCCUUUGAGAUCAUCUUGAAGAUAUGUCGCGAGGAUGAUGUUCCACUUGAAAUCAUCCCAUUGCUCAUGUCCAUCUUGGAUUCAAUCAAACAUCGUCCACCAAAGAUCAACGACGAUUUGAAUCUACUGAUUUCCUACUUGUUAGAGACCAGUCCAAAAGGCAAACCAACAGGACAGGCACGUCGUAAAAAGUCGAAUACCUACUUGAUGCAGGCUAUCAACAACAGUCAGACAUUCUCAAUCGACUCUGGUAAUGGCACUAAUAAUAGCUCAAAUGUAUCGACCCCACUCUCGACAUCGCCACCCUCCUCUGGACAAUCGACUCCUCUCGCACCGUCACUUCACGAAUCAAUGCGUAUCUCCAUAUUGACACUACUGCUCGACAUUCUCAGUCGAUCCGACCACUCGGUCAUCGAAGAGUUCCAUUCGAUCUGCAGUUUGGAAUCUAUUUUCGGAUUGUUGGUAAAUGAAUCUAUCCCAAUUCGUAUACUAUUCCUCAAGGUUAUCGAUCUUUUCCUAAAGGUUCCAUCCAUUAAUAUUCACUUCCAAAAGUUGAAGGGAUUCCACUUGUUGGGUCACCAGUUGUUGUCGUAUUCUCUCACCGAAGAGAUCUUUGGAGUUUUGUUUUGUAUUCUAUUUGGUAAACCAUACAACCAAGACAUCUCUGUCAAAAACUACUUUAAAUCGAUCUCAAAGGAUUGGGAACUAAAGUAUCCAGGUGUCUUGGUUACCAUUUUGAUUAUUCUGUGCAACUGUACCUACGAAGCACAACACAUAGUCAUCAAGAUCAUUCACCACAUUUUCGUACAUGACCAAUUCUCACAGUUGAUGUUAGAGCAAGAGUUGAUCCAUCGUCUUGUCGAUAUUCUCUCCAGCAACUUUGUGAAGCGAAAGAAUUUACUCUUCAGCCAGGCAUUCAAUAGAAAUAAUCAUACCAACAACAACAACAACAACAGCAGCGAAUCAUCUACACCGAGUCACCUUGACCAAUUCCAGAAGGAAGACAGUUGGAAAUCGGAGGAAGCCGUUCUUUUGCUAUUGAAUGAGAUUGCACUCUACGGUGUCAAGAAUCAAGAUGCCAAUCUACUUCGUGACAUCUUGGUUAUCAUACAUUUGAAUACCAAGAUGGACUAUGAAUACAUCUGUUUCCUACAGCGACGUGUCAUGCAGAAUGUCAUUACUUUCUUCAAUGAGAAUCAUACAUUCGUUUCAGUGGAAUCGCUGGUCUCACAAUUUGAAAAGAUUUCGAUUCUCGCCAUCAACACUCUUUGCUACCAAGAGAAAUCCAAUGUCAUCUCUGGAAAGAACUCAAUACUCUCUGCUAGCAGCACACCAACCAAACCAUUUGUAUCGGCUUCGCCAGACUCUGCUCCGCCAACACCGAAAUCCACCGGAAUCACUGGACAUGUUGUUGAUUCGCCAGUUAUCGAUCUGUCAAUGGCUGAACACUAUCAAUUUGCCUACAUUUCUUCGAAUGACGAAUCCAAUGAAGACUCUGACUCCUCUUCGUACGACACCUCUGGCCACCAGCAAACGAAAAAGAAGAAAAAUUCCUACAUUCAAGAAUGGAUCAAAGAAGCGAAUCUCUUCAGCAAUGACGCUUUCAUUACUACUCUUAUUAUCGCUCUCUCCAAUAAGAAACUUCCUCAGUAUAACUACAACUAUUUGAAUCCAUUCUCAACACAAUACUCUGCCCGCUCAUUGCUUGGCAAGUUGAUCUAUCAAUUGUUGACUUUGCGCGAGUAUUCCGAUAGCAAUAUUCUCACUCUCUCAUUGCUGAUUGGCAUUGAUACCGCAAAUCUUGGAUCGGUCUACAAUGUGUCGGUUGCAUCGCUGCCAACCAUCCCGCAGUCACCCAUCAGUGUGUUGAUGCCAGAAGAAGACUUCUUGGUGGCAUUGCUCCAUACCACCCAGCGUUUCCUCCAGCUACCCGAGGACGAUCCACUCAACAAGGUCACCACAAAACUUUGGUAUAUGAUCUACCAAGGUGCAGGACCUGACUUCCUCAAGAAGGUUUUCGAUUGCCAGAAUUGGUCGACUACCGACACCCGCGAGAUUCUCUACCGCUACCAAGCACAAUACGUCGAGAAUGAAUAUAAAAAGUGGGAGGAACGUCACAAUCAAUCGAAGCGUGAAUGGAAACUGCAGUAUCUAGACACCCAGAAGAAUAAGCAAAAGAUUAUCACCAACAAUCUCGAUAUUUCGAAAUCCACCAAAAAGUUGACGGAAUCACUGUUGCAACUGAAAGCUCAGACCGAGAAAUCAUCGAUUGCCUAUUACUAUCAGACUAGAGAAUCGAAACGAUUCUUCCAUAAUCAGUGGAAGGCGCUCAUUAAAAAGGUUACCCAUGAACGUGCCAUCUGGGAAACUACUCCUUCCACCAAGUGGAAACUGGACCCAACCGAGGGUUCGCAUCGUAUGCGUAACAGAAUGAAGCGAAUCACUCAGCGUUCGGAAAUGACACAUCUCGCCAUUCCAAGUGAGUUGACAAAGACACCUUCCAAUACAAUCAUAAGCCGUGUCUCGAAAGAUGAGAAUCUACAUUGGUCAACCAACAAUCUUCAUGGAUCACACGAUUCCUACUCAUCGUUUGACAAUCUUAUGAUUGGUGAGAAAGUGAAUGGUUCAUUCCCAUGCGCCAAUGUCUCCCCGUUCUUCCAGCGUAACGGUGAGUUGUUAAUCGGUGACUUGAACGUCUACUUUAUGGAUGAACUGCUCAGUGAAUCUUCAUCGCAGAAAUCUAAUUCGCUCAACGCCAGUAGCAGUAACAAUAACAACAACAGUGGCGGAUCUCAGAAAUCGAGAAAAUCAUCAAUGUCCACAGGAAAACACAUUACCAUGUCCUAUGAGGAUAUCAUUGAGAUUCACAAGCGUCGUCAUGUUCUCAAGAACAGUGCUAUCGAAAUCUUCUUGGGAAGUGGUGUUCCUCACAAAGCAUAUCUAUUCGCCUUCAAUAAGCCAAGCGAUCGUGACUUGGUCUACGAUCAAAUCAUGUCGAAACCACUUCCAAAUCGUGUGGACUAUGCAGCCGAAGUACAAGGAAAUAUCAUCAAGAUGUCGAUCACCAAGAAAUGGCAACAUGGACUCAUCUCAAACUUUGAGUAUCUCAUGCAUCUCAAUACAUUGGCGGGUCGUUCAUUCAAUGAUCUCACACAGUAUCCAAUCUUCCCAUUCAUCCUCAGAGACUAUGAAUCUGAGGAGUUGGAUCUCGACAAUCCCGAGACAUUCCGUGAUCUCACCAAGCCAAUGGGUGCACAAGAUCCACAGCGUCUCAAGAAAUUCGUUGAGAAGUUCAACUACCUCCAAGAGACAAACGAGAAGCCAUACCACUACGGUUCUCACUAUUCCAACAUUGGUUCGGUACUUCAUUUCCUGGUUCGUCUUCAACCGUUUUCCUCGUAUUUCAUCGAUUUCCAAGGUGGUCGUUUCGACGUACCCGAUCGUGCAUUCCACUCGAUCUGCCAGUCGUGGCGUCUUUCCUCCUCGAUCUCUAGCUCCGACGUCAAAGAGUUGAUCCCAGAAUUCUUUUACCUUCCAGAGUUCCUUGUAAACUCCAAUCAAUUCGAUAUGGGUGUCAAGCAAGAUGGAAUUCGUGUUGAGGAUGUCGUGUUGCCACCUUGGGCCAAAGGCGACGCACGUCUCUUCAUUAAGAAACAUCUCGAAGCACUGGAAUCCAAGUAUGUCUCUGAGAAUCUUAACAAUUGGAUCGACUUGAUGUUUGGAUACAAACAACAGGGUGAAGCAGCUGCCAAAGCAUUCAAUAUGUUCUUCCCAUUGACCUACGAGGGUGCCGUCGACAUUGAUACCAUCGAAGAUCAGCUCACAAGAGAUGCCACCAUUGCACAGAUUCACAGCUAUGGUCAAACACCCAAACAGAUCUUCACCAAACCACAUCCACAAAAGAGUUGGAGAAAGUCAUCGAAAACCCUACAGGAUGCUGUCUACACCAACCCAUUGAAAUUAAAUCAAUAUCCAAUGUGGUCAAUUCGUAAUCCAGUUGGUUUCAUUGGUAUUUCAAGUGAUACACCAAUUCCAUUAUCAUCACAAAAGAUUCUAUUCUAUCCAGAUACAAAUAAAUUUGUGUCAUGGGGACAUUGGGAUCAAAAUUUGAGAAUCUGUUCAUUGGAUACUGGAAAGGUGAUUUCAUUGAUUGAAGUUGUCAAUGAUGAUAUUAUUUGUUGUGAUAUUACAAAGAAUGGAAGAUUAUUUGUUACAGGUGGAACUUCUGGUACUAUCAAGGUUUGGAAACGUUCUAACAGCGAUGGAACCUUUAUGACUAGAAAAGAGCGUGGUGACAAUCUCACGCUCUGGUCUAAGCUCUAUGGACAUACCGAUUCGAUUCUCUGUGUAACAGUGUCACAGGAGUUCAGUGUCAUUGUUAGUGGUUCCAAAGAUCACAGUUGCAUCGUGUGGGAUCUCAAUAGACUUUCCUACGUAAUGAGCUUACCACAUGACAAUCCUGUAACCUGUGUACAAGUAUCGCCAACUACCAACUACACUGCCUCUGCCGAGACCAACAUUACCGGUGACCACGGUGCACUCAGACUCUGGUCACCCAAAGGUGAUUUGAUCUCUCGUGUACCGAUUCCUAACGAUCGUAUCAACUGUAUGGUGUUCACAUCUGGCAUUGAGGGUGUAGUGACCAACUUGUUGAUCACAGGUAUGGAGUCCGGUAAGAUUGUUCUAUGGAAUGCAUGGAAUCUCACGAAAAUCAGAGUGUUGUCCACCAAGAAUCCAGUGACUGCAGUUGGUGUUAGUAAAGAUCAUACACAACUGAUAGUAGGUGAUGCAACUGGUACACUUGAAUGUUGGAGUUCCAAGUCAUUCGAUGGUUACUCAGCAUUAGUUGGUUAA